Molecule: messenger RNA, 888 nt
Organism: Paraphaeosphaeria sporulosa
Lineage: Eukaryota; Fungi; Ascomycota; Dothideomycetes; Pleosporales; Didymosphaeriaceae
Product: integral membrane protein-like protein
Exons: 2
Coding region: 1-888 (295 amino acids)
Biological process (GO): fungal-type cell wall organization
Cellular component (GO): plasma membrane; cell cortex of cell tip
Source: RefSeq, a predicted model, not a curated record
AUGCGCCCAUCCGCCCUCAUCCCCGCGCUUCUCAGCGCCGCCGCCCUUGUCCUCGCCUUCCUCUGCCUCUUCGCAGGCCAUAAGAAGAACUUCAUGGAAGACUACUCCAUCCUCACGCUCAACACGUCACGGCUGGGCGAGGGCGUCGUCAACGGCACCCUGGGCAACAGCGACAGCACGCUCGGCUCCCUGUGGGACCUCGUCCCCGACAGCAUUCAGAACGACGUCAGCGAGGCCGCGGGCGUCGUCACUGAGAAGCUUGGUAUCGAGGACUUCUACUCCGCCCACCUCCUCGACUACUGCUACGGCCAAUACACGCCCACCGAAGCCGCCAACGCCACCGUGUCCGCCGGGGACAUCCACAAAAACGUGACCGGCUGCUCCAACCAAACCGCCAUGUUCUACUUCAACCCCACGCAAAUCAUCGAAGACGCCCUCAACAAGUCCGGCCUCGAUGUUACGCUCGACGACCUCGAGUGGCCCGCCGACAUCCAGCGCGGCCUCGACACCCUGCGCGUCGUCAGCAUUACCGCGUUCGUGCUGUACUGCAUUUCCAUCGGGCUGAUCUUCCUGUCCUUCAUCGCCGCUUUAGUCGCCGUCUUUACCUCGGGCAGGCUGUCCGCGUGCGUCAACUUGCUCCUGGGUAUCCUCGCGUUCCUGGCGAUUGGACUUGCCAGCGCGCUCGUGACGGCGGUGAUUGAGAAGGGUGGGGAUAUCAUUAAUGAGCAUGGGAAGGACAUUGGACUCGAGGCGGGCAAGGGCAAGAAGUUUAUGGCGCUCACGUGGGUGAGUACGGGCUGUAUGUUUUUGGUGCUGGUGAUGUGGUGUGUGGAGACGUGCGUUGGACGCCGGAGGAAGGGUGCGUACGUCAAUGGUAAGCACGGCUAA